Closterium sp. NIES-65 is the source of this 2850-nucleotide messenger RNA. NCBI's taxonomy places the organism in Eukaryota, Viridiplantae, Streptophyta, Zygnematophyceae, Desmidiales, Closteriaceae. The record is from the annotation of a GenBank genome assembly.
AUGCUUAGGCAGAGGGUCGAUAUCUAUGCUCUUGACUAUGAUGCUAUGCUCACUUCCAUGUAUGCAUUGCCUACUAGUGAUGUGGGUGACUGUUACCUGUGUGUUCCACCUGACCCAGGCAUUGAGGCUGCUACUUUAGGUGCAAGUGAGGCUGCUGCUCUACGUGCUAGUGCGUCUACUCCUCCAGGUGCUGGUGAGUCUGCUGCCCCAGGUGCUGGUGAGUCUGCUCUCUCAGGUACCACGUCGGCUCAGGUUUUACACACCUUCACCCUUGACUCGGGUGCUUCCCGCUCCUUCUUUCGAGACCGCACCACACUCACGCCGCUCAGUCGGCCGGUUGCAGUCUCCCUGGCAGACCCCUCUGGGGGUCCUGUCCUUGCCUACUUCUCCACUGUCUUACCGUGUCCGGCGGCCCCUUCUGGCUCCAUGUCAGGUCUUUACCUCCCCUCAUUCUCUACGAAUUUGACUCUCCUCUGGCACCACCGCCUUGGUCACCCCUCCCUACCUCGUCUCCAAGGCAUGGCUUCUCGUUUCCUUGUCUCGGGUCUCCCCCGGUCCCUCCCUUCUCUUCCUCCGGGGCCUGCCCCUGCCUGCGUCCCCUGCGGUCACGAGCGUUACUUCCUGCUGGUGGUUGACGACUACUCGCGUUACACCACAGUCUUCCCUUUGCGUAGCAAGGGUGAGGACACUGAGGUGUUGAUCGACUGGAUCCGCGCAGCUCGUCUCCAGCUCAGAGAGAGUUUCGGCUCGGACUUUCCUGUCGUGCGUCUGCACUCCGAUAGAGGAGGUGAGUUUUCCACUGACCUUCUGCGAGCCUUCUGUCGUGCACAGGGCAUCCGCCAGACCUUCACGCUUCCAGCCUCUCCACAGCAAAAUGGGAUUGCUGAGCGCCGCAUUGGCAUGGUCAUGGACUACGCGGCGCAUCAGAUCAACCUUCAGCCCCGGGUCUCCUUGCCGGAGACCUCCCCUACUCUGCGGUGGACGGGGAAGGUUGGCGAUGCGUCUGCGUUUCAUGUCUGGGGAUCUCGGGCUUUUGUCCGCGACUUGUCUGCCGACAAGCGGUCCCCCCGUACUGUUCCCUGCGUCUUCCUUGGCUUCCCCCCUGACGCGCCUGGUUGGCAGUUUUACCACCCCACCUCACGCCGUGUUCUCUCCUCCCAGGACGUCACGUUUAACGAGUCGGUCCCCUUCUACCGUCUCUUCCCCUACCGCACUGCCCCGCUCCCCCCUCCGCCGCUCUUCCUCACGCCAGGUGCUGCCUUGGUAGACCCCUUGCCUCCCCAGGGUCCCGCUCCCUCAGGUGUUUCCCAGGUAGACCCGGUCGAGCCUGUCAAGGUAGCUGUCGACUCUGGUCCUACGCGAGGUACUGAGCGUGUUGAGCCUGGUGGUGCUGGGUCUGGAGGUACUACGCCUAGGAGUGCUGAGUCUGGGGGUGCGGAGACUGGGGGUGCUGCGCCUGGGGGUGCGCGAACUGCGGGUGCUGAGCGUGGGGGUGGCAAGACUGCAGGUGCUGAGCCUGGGGGUGCUGUCCCUGUGGGUGCUGGGUCUGGAGGUCCUGAGCCUGGGGGUACUGCGCUUGGGGGCGCUCUUUCUUCCCAGCAGCUGCGUGAGUGGUACUCUCGGUACUGUCGCAGCUUCCGUGGUGCUGCUGGAGCUGGAGCUGAGGGCGCUGAGCCUACUGGAGUUGGUGUUGCUGCUGACCCUGGGGUCGGCGCUGGAGGUGCUGGAGCCACUGGUCCUGGAGGUGCUCGUACUGGCAACACUGGAGCUGCUGGGACUGGAGGUGCUGCUGGGACUGCUGGAGCUGGUCCUACUGGAGGUGCUGCUAGUGCUGCUGGAGGUACUGGAGCUGCUGGUGCUGCUAGGGGUACUGCAGUUGCUGGGCAUGGAGUUGCUCCUGGUGCUCAAGCUGGCGGUCCUGCUAGAGAAGGUGCUGCUGGAGCUGCUGGAGCUGGAGAUGCUCGGGGUGUUGGCGCUGGAGGUGCUGCUGACGCUGGUGCUUCUGAAGGUGCUGGAGUUGGCGCUGCUGGAGCUGGAGGUGCUGCUGGCGCUGGUGCUGCCGCUGGGGGUACUGGUGCUGUCCCUGCUGCUUCUGGAGGCGCUGCGCGGCCGCGGCCGUACUUCGUUCCGCUCCUUGAGCAGGUUCUUGGUCUCCCGCCUUCUACUGGUCCUGCUCCCCCCUUAGAGUGUCCACAGCCUGACCAGUCGCAUUCACAGUUACAGCCCGCCUCCCCACUGCCUGCUCCUUCUCCCUACACUGGUCCUACUAAAGGUCUUGCUGAGCGUCGUGCCCCUGCGUCUCGUCCUGCGUCGCCUGUUCGUGCUGCUCGCACUAGUAGUCGUGUUCCGCGUCCGCGUCCACGUCCUCCUGCGGUCCCAGGCACACACCAGAUGGCACUGCGUCCUUCCACUGCUCCUCUGCGUGUCCCGUUGCCGUCUCCUCAAGAGUCCUCUCUUCCUAUUCUUGCUGACCCAGAGUCUCACUCUCUUCGUGCUGCCAGUCCUACUGUCACGCGUUUCCUGGCUACUAAAGUCACUGACCCUUCCUUCGAGUCCACUGCUGCGUCUGCCUUAGUUGCUGAGCUUGUCGGCUUCGCUGCUCAGUGUCGUAUAGACUACGCUGCUAGUCGUGUUGCUGAGUCUGAGUCUGUCUGUCCUCCGUCCGUCGGGGGUGAGUGUGCUCUUAGCACGGACGUUCUUGAGGACAGGCAGGAGGAGUUCCAGUGUCUUGCUGCUGCUUUGCCUCAUCUCGUGUCCAUGCUCAUAGCCCCUGAGGGAGACACGGAUGCACCAGACAUCCCGACUCCGCGCUCUUACGCAGAGGCGAUAGAGGGUCCCUACUCCUCCUAG